AUGUCGUCCAGACCCCCGUCGCGCGUCGUCUUCGUGGGCAACAUUCCCUACGGCCUGUCCGAAGAGCAAAUAACAGACAUCUUCUCCAGCGCCGGCAAAGUCGAGCGUUUCCGCCUCGUCUACGACUCUGAGACCGGCCGGCCUAAGGGGUUCGGGUUUGCAGACUACCCUGAUACCGACUCUGCGUCGUCUGCCGUGCGCAAUCUAAACGACUAUGAAAUCAUGGGCCGCAAGCUACGCGUCGACUUUUCUAACGAGCAAAAGAGCGGCGGCGACGACGACGCAGGCAACAAUCAGCCGUCUUCGGCAAUGAACCUCCACGCUGCCAACGGCGGCGGCACGUUUUCACAGCCCUCCACGCUGCCUCAACUUCCCGCCGGCAAGGAGAUCCCUGCCGGCCUGACGUGCACCGACGCCAUCUCACGAACCCUCAACACCCUCCCACCCCCUCAACUCCUCGACAUCCUCGGCCAGAUGAAGUCGCUAGCAUCUUCAGACCCCCAAAGAGCAACCGAGCUCCUGCAGCAAGCGCCCCAGCUCUCGUACGCCGUCUUCCAGGCACUUCUCCUCAUGGGCCUUGUCUCGCCAGAGGCCAUCCAGUCAGUCGCCGAGCCUGGCGCGCCUCAAGCUCACCCCCCGGCCACUGGCUUCCCCGGAGCCAUCCCUGGCUAUCCCGCCGCCAACAACACACCGCCCGUCCCUGCCGCGCAGGAUCCGGAUGCCCUGAUCAGACAGGUCAUGGAGCUGCCGCAAGCGCAGAUCGAUAUGCUUCCCGAGGCGGAAAAGCAACAGAUACUGGCACUCAGAGCCACGUUCGCGGCCCAACAACGGAGAUGA
Hirsutella rhossiliensis is the source of this 837-nucleotide messenger RNA. RefSeq names its product hinge domain of cleavage stimulation factor subunit 2 domain-containing protein. Lineage: Eukaryota; Fungi; Ascomycota; Sordariomycetes; Hypocreales; Ophiocordycipitaceae. The transcript is spliced from 5 exons. Gene Ontology annotation, biological process: mRNA 3'-end processing. Gene Ontology annotation, cellular component: mRNA cleavage and polyadenylation specificity factor complex. Gene Ontology annotation, molecular function: mRNA binding. The record is from RefSeq and is a predicted model, not a curated record. Bases 1 to 837 code for a protein of 278 amino acids.